AGUUGAAUUUAUAUGUUAAUUGCAGGGUUGAUUGGGAUUGCUAUCAACACUCAACUCAAAGAAUCCAUUGUACAAAAGAUUUAUCCUAGGCAUGUUUAUUAAUUACUUACUCCCUUUUAGAAAAUUAAAAAAUUGAGGGCUUAUGUAUUUUUAGGAUAAAUUGCUUACCGAAUCCAAUUUGGAAGCUGCAAUCGAGAGUAUAAACCGGUUGAAAGAAUAACUUUUCGUCUGUUUCCAAACAGGACGAUGAUAUCGUCAGAGUGUAAGAUUUGCCACGACGAAGAUCAAGAAUCGAACAUGGAGGCACCGUGUUCUUGUCGUGGAAGUUUAGAGUAUGCUCACCGUAAGUGUGUGCAAAGGUGGUGCGACGAGAAAGGCGAUAUUAUAUGCGAGAUUUGUCAACAGCAGUUCGAGCCAGGUUAUACAGCACGGCGUCCUUUGUUUCAUUGUGGUGGCGUUCCGAUGAAUUUCAGGGGCGAUUGGGGGAUUAUUUCAACAAGUGAUCUGCGUGAUUCUCGACUAACAUCGACCGAUUUCACAGAUGAUGAUUUCACGGAUCCAAACUUUGACGAGUACCCGAUGCCCAGUUCAAGAACCCUCAUAUGUUGCCGUGUAGUUGCUUUCACUUUUGUGAUUCUUCUGUUUCUUCGCCAUACCCUACCAUUCGUCUUAUACGAUGACGGCGAAUACUCGAUUUCAUUGUUCAUGUUACUGAUGUUGCGAACAAUUGGAAUUCUUGUGCCGGCAUAUAUAACGGUGAAAGCGUUAAAGGCGAUACGACGUAUGCGAAACCAACAGGUUUCUCCCACCAUUUUCCCUAUUGCUUCUUUCGACGAAGAGAACGAGUCACGACGACAUCAUCAAGAGUCGCAUUUCAUUCACCUCCCGUAACUGUGACGUGUGAAUACAAAGAAUCACGGUUUUAUGUACCUCGUUGUAAAUAUCGAAUAACAAGAAAAGACGCAAGGCAUACUUUGCCGUACUAGGAUUACAAAUGGACGUAUCAUAUCGAAAAUAGCAUUAUCGGAGAAAAGAAAAGGAUGGAAAAAAUCGAUAAUCGAAAUUAUUUCGAUUAAAAUUUACAAAAUUCAAAAAUCAUGUUUCUUUGUAACAUAGUUCCAAUUUCGAACCAACAUAUGCAGGAGACAGAGCAAAGCAGAAGAAAUUCAAACCAAUCUAUGCAGAAGACAUAGCAAAUAGAUUCGAUUAUUACACAAUAACCAUAAAAGAACACGAAAAACAUAAUUAUUCCGAUUAUUUAGGAAACACAACCAUCACAUAGGCCACAAACCAAACACCACAAACCCAAA
Messenger RNA from Erythranthe guttata (spotted monkey flower), 1310 nucleotides. Lineage: Eukaryota; Viridiplantae; Streptophyta; Magnoliopsida; Lamiales; Phrymaceae. The record is from RefSeq and is a predicted model, not a curated record.